CAUCGUCCCCUCACAAAAUGGCCGACGCAGCUGAUCCCAUUCGCCCACAUCCCGCAAGACUGUCUUUUCUUCGACUCUGGCUCCCCAUACUUUGCAGUUUUACACUAAUGACUCCUUUCUUCUUUUAAUUCAGGGCAUAUGAACGAGCUCUGCAACAUUUAACUGUUCAAUUAAUGAGUAAAUUUGUGUUCAUUAUGCAUUCUUCAACUUGACCUGCUAUACAGAAAUAUAGACAGACACACAUACACGACUUUUAUUUACCUACAAAUCCUUAUGUCCCUCCCACCCACCGCCAGGCCAAUUGAUGGGAUCGUUUCAGCAGAUGGCAUGCUUGGGAAAACCCAACCCCUGCUUAUUUCUAGUCAUUUCAGCCUGCCUUGAAGCAGUUUGCAUCAAUGCACCAAAUGCACGGAAGCAAGCCAAUAUAUGGCACCCAAUUCUGGGUUUGACACCCAGUAAUGUGAUUAUUUGUAUUAUUGUGACUGCGGUGAUACAUUCAGUUUGGAACUCUGCCAGCACUUCUUGUGCCACUGCAAAAUUUGCAAGCUUAGACUGAGACAUGGGUUACAUGAACUGCAAAACUCUGCAGGUGAAGUAAUCAAAACUGCAGAUUUCUGCAAAUAUCCCUUGCAGCCGCCUUCUCAAGACCAGUUUGCUUGUGUAAAAUGGAUUUACUGCACAACGAUUUCCACCUCUCACUUGAAGAACUGUGAGAACCCUUUCUGAAUAAAAAUCACACGAAAGCAACAUAUUUGAGAUGGUGGGAGGGCAAAUUGGUAGGAGCCUUUGGACUAGGACAGCGGAUUUCCCGCAAAGUUGUAUUGGAGACUUCAAAUACCCGAUUAUUGUAUAGUUGUAUUGAAAACGAAGACAUUAGUUUCUAAAUUGGUAGAAGCUACUGGACUGACAGUAGGUGGUAAAAUGAUUACUUUUCAAACUAUAUAACCAGGAAUUUAACCAAAUUGAGUAAAAUUCCCACGGUCAAAGCAACUGCAGUAGCAGUAUGAAACUCAGCCAUACAGUCCGAUCCUAGGCUUAUAGACUCAGAAGUAAACACUAUGGAGCCGAGUGGCAUUUGCUCUUUAGUUUUCAGUGUGGUUUGCAGGUAUGCCGCCUACUCCUACGCAUGUUUAAUCGGCAGCAGUACCACGGACGGAGUUCAGUGUCCCCAAGCAAGAGGCGGUAAGACCGCAGGCUGCCUAAAUCGUGUUUGUCAUACCAGUGAGAUUUAGGCAACAGGAAGAAGGCAGAGAAAAUGGCUGACAGAUUUGCAGCAGCAAGAAGGUUACAACCCAAAUGAUACACACACCCUUUCCCGCAUUGUCGACUCCUUCCAGCUGGCUGCAGCCUGUUCCUUCUGAACAUUCAAGGAGAUAUCAACAAUCCUUCCAAAAGUUAAAAAGGUGUCGACCAAAACUGCAAAACCUACGUAGUUUUGAAAGCUAAUUUCCUCAACGCACAUGCGGGCUGCAGAAAUUCUACACCGUAGGUUUUUUUUAAAAAAACAAUAGAAUUACGCAUGCGCCUUAGUAAGGACUGGGGGCGUACCGUAACUUGAGCCAUGCAGAGGCUCUGCGAAAACAAUACGCUCGUGCGCAGUAGAGGUUGUUGGUUGGGUGUGUCGCGCGCCCGAGAAGAUCAAGGAUCUUGUAAACAAAUCAAGGCGCACGCGCGCCAAAGGCUUUGCAGUUUCGGGCGCCUGUUUCGUUCACAGCGCAUGUGCGUUGGAUACCAGCCGAAUUUAGAGUGGGGAGCAUGCGCGCUCCGACAAGCAUAGACAAUGUAUAACAUCUGUUGCUUGCGUAUUGGGAGCAACUAGCUACUGAUAACGUAGAGCUGGCAAAAGUAGAGUAACACCCUUUCCGAUUUCCUGUUUGAUUCGGUAAUCACCAUUUUAUAAUGUGUGUGAGGGGGUAAAAUAUGGACCACGUGGAGUGAACGAAGAAAAGAGCAUUCAGUGCAAACUGCUGGCUUUUGGAUUGGGAACGUAUGUUCAGAGAGGAAUUAAAGUUGGUUUAUAGUUGCUGCACGAUGUGGUGCAUUUCUUUUUUGGCUGGAAAUCUAAAACAACCACCGGCUGAAAAUGACAAGAGGGACUCACUUUCACUGCAGUAUGUGCAAAACGUUAGCAACGGUGUAUUAGGAAUAUUAAUUAUCUAAAUAUAUAACAACAUGGACUACAUUGCAAGGCUGUCAAAAACUACUCUUUCCCAAUCCCCCCAUAAUAUCCGAAUAACAGCUCUGGACUACAUUGUGGGAUUGUUGUAAACCACACGGCCUUAGUCCAAACUCUGAUCUGACCUGCAAUAUGAAGAGUGGACUACAUUGCAGGAUGGUCAUGAGUUGUUAUGUCUCUCAGCCCUGCCCCAUCUAACGUGCAAUAUGGGGGAACACGGGAUUACACUGCAGAGCUCUGAGAGAUGGAACUCCUAUCUGCACAAUUACAGGUACAACCAACUCCCGGAUUUCUUCAUUGUACAGAGAUCAAGUUCACCUCCCCUGUAAGCUUGUCUGGAAAUCAAGUCUGAGAUCUCUGCGUUCAACAAGAUUCAGCAGCACUCUCAGAAGACAAAAUGGCAGCUGAAUCCAUAAUCCGGAUCCCUCCAUACCAUUAUGUUCAUGUCUUGGAUCAGAACUCAAAUGUGACUCGAGUGGAAGUGGGGCCUAAAACUUAUAUACGCCAGGACAAUGAGAGAAUCGUAUUUGCCCCAGUGAAAAUGGUGAUGGUCCCCCCACGCCAUUAUUGUAUCAUCCUCAAUCCAGUGGUUCGGGCAGCGAAUGGUGAGGUUGAGUUUGAUGCUGUGGGUCAGGUGCGGCUCAGACAUGCUGACUUAGACAUCAGACUGGCCCAGGACCCUUUCCCUUUGUACCCAGGGGAGGAAUUGCAGAAGGACGUUACGCCUCUGCAGGUUGUCCUGGCUAACACUGCCCUCCAUCUAAGAGCCCUUUUGGACUUUGAAGAUAACCAGGGGGGCAAAUAUGUCGCUGGAGAUGAAUGGUUAUUUGAAGGACCUGGCACAUACAUUCCACACAAGGAGGUCGAAGUAGUGGAGAUAAUCCAGGCCACCAUCAUUCGACCCAACCAAGCCAUAAGACUUCAGGCCCGGAAAGAAUGCAAGGACAGAGAGGGGAAUAAACGUGUGACAGGUGAGGAGUGGCUGGUGAAGCGAGUUGGGGCUUACUUGCCUGGUGUGUUCGAGGAAGUUGUUGAUACUGUUGAUGCCUUUAUCCUGACUGAAAAGAAAGCGCUGCAUCUCCGGGCCACCAAGACAUUCCGAGACCCCCAGGGUGUGACAAGGAAGACUGGAGAAGAGUGGCUGGUCACCAUGGCUGACACCGAGGCUCACAUUCCUGAUGUUUAUGAGGAAGUGCUGGGUGUUGUCGAUAUCACAACCUUGAACAGCUGCCAAUAUUGUACGGUCUGUGAUCCGGUAGAUGACGAUGGCAAACCCCAACUCGGCCAGAAGAAAGUGAUCAAGGGGGAGAUGUCCUUCUUCCUGCAGCCUGGAGAGUGUCUGGAGGAAGGGAUCCAGGACAUCUAUAUCCUUUCUGAAGAAGAUGGUCUCCUGCUACGUGCUCUCCGUCCAUUUGAAGACGAAAAUGAGGAUGGGGAGGAAGUGGCACGCAAGCCAGGUGAUCGCUGGUUGAUCCAUGGUCCCCUGGAGUACGUGCCACCCGUGGAGGUGGAAGUCCUGGAACGGCGCCAUUCCAUUCCGCUGGCUGAGAAUGAGGGCAUUUACGUGCGGGAUAUCAAGACAGGAAAGGUCCGAGCUGUAAUUGGCCACACUUACAUGCUCUCUCAGGAUGAGGAGCUGUGGGAGAAGGAGUUGCCGCCUCAUGUGGAGGCCUUGUUGGCUAUAGGGAGGGACCCGGUAGUUGAUCGCUCCAGGGAAGCGUCUGAAGGGGGUAGUGGGGUGUCUCGUGAUAAGACUCGGGCUGUGUCCUACCGUGUUCCUCACAAUGCCGCUGUGCAGGUAUAUGACUACAAGGACCGUAAGUCCAGGGUAGUGUUUGGGCCAGAACUGGUGCUCUUGGGGCCAGAUGAGCAGUUCACGGUGUUGAGUCUGUCAGGGGGACGCCCCAAGCGCCCACAUACCCGCCGCGCUCUCUGUCUCCUCCUGGGACCUGACUUCUUCACUGACGUGGUCACUAUAGAAACAGCCGAUCAUGCCCGCCUGCAACUUCAGUUGGCCUACAACUGGCACUUUGAGAUCCCCUCUGCUGCUGAGGAAUCCCGCCUCUUCAAUGUUCCAGAUUUUGUAGGGGAUGCCUGUAAGAUGUUAGCCUCACGCAUCCGAGGGGCUGUAGCUGCUGUUACGUUCGAUGACUUCCAUAAGAACUCGAACCGUCUGAUCUGUGCUGCGGUGUUUGGGUUUGACGGAGAAGGGAAGCUGCGCAGCUCCUUACGCUUUGCCACCAAUGGCCUGGUCAUCAGCAGCAUUGACAUCCAGAGCGUGGAGCCUGUGGACCAGAGGACCCGAGAUUCCCUCCAGCGCAGCGUGCAGCUUGCAAUCGAGAUCACCACCAACUCUCAGGAAGCAGCAGCCCGGCAUGAAGCAGAGAGACUGGAGCAGGAGGCUCGAGGACGUCUUGAGCGGCAGAAGAUCAUUGACCAGGCAGAGGCUGAACGGGCCCGGAAGGAGCUACUGGAGCUUGAAGCACUGAGCACUGCAGUUGAGAGCACUGGGGCAGCUAAAGCUGAGGCUCAGUCACGGGCAGAAGCCGCCCGGAUUGAGGGUGAAGGGGCAGUCCUGCAGGCCAAGCUGAAGGCAGAAGCUACUGCCAUAGAGACGGAAUCGGAGCUGCAGCGCCUGGCACAAGCACGGGAGCAAGAGCUCCGCUUUGCCAAGGCUCAGGCUGACCUAGAUGUGGCUCGUGAGGAGGCUCUUGCUACUGUUGAAGUGAAGAAAUUUGAGGCUGUGAUAAAGUCACUGGGAGCCAACACCAUCCGUGACAUCGCUCUGGCUGGGCCAGAGAUGCAGACAAAACUCCUCCAGGGCCUGGGGAUACAGUCGACACUCAUCACAGAUGGUUCCUCGCCUAUCAACCUUUUUACAACUGCAGGAGGACUGCUGGGGAUUCUUCCCAAGCCUUCAGAGGCCUGAUGGAUGCCAGAGAUGAGCACCUUCCCACCAAGCCUAUAAGUGUCUUAGAUUAUAUAGGCUAUGGCAGUCUUUGCAUUUUGCCUGAGCUUCUCCUGAAUGUGCCUCUUUUGAUUUAAAGGAACAAUGUGGAAUAAACAUAUAUUCUUUCUA
Molecule: messenger RNA, 5255 nt
Organism: Hemicordylus capensis (graceful crag lizard)
Lineage: Eukaryota; Metazoa; Chordata; Lepidosauria; Squamata; Cordylidae
Gene: MVP
Product: major vault protein
Exons: 19
Coding region: 2574-5105 (843 amino acids)
Cellular component (GO): nucleus; cytoplasm
Source: RefSeq, a predicted model, not a curated record